UAUUAAACGAAGCAGAAUCAAAACCAAGGCCAGGAGGAACAGAGAAAGGGAUAUGUAUCAUUUUCAAAGCUGAAAUUCUUCUUCUUCGUUGUCAAAGCUUGUUGUCCAUAACCAUAACGCAGAAGGUGGCAGAUUUGUCGAGGUGCCGGAAUCUGUUUGGUUUUUCAAUAUCACCUUGGUAAUUUGGAGUCUUAAGUGUUUCUUAGUGGUGAAUCUUGCAUGAAUAUUGGUGCUUUCUAGCAUCUGAAUUUCAGUUUGGCAAUGACUGUUUCUGGUUCGUUGCAAUUGUCCCAUGAUUUGGGACUUUGCAAGAACCAGGGGUACAAGAAACAAUUUAAGCCAAUAUUGACAAGGGGCAAGCUACUGUUACUGAGUACCACACUCUCAUCAUGUGCUUCGUUUCGGCAAUGGGAUUCUUGGAGUUUCCGUCUAUCGACCAAUUUGUACAGACCUGUGUUCCCUGUAUCAUAUAGAAGUAAUGUUUUUAGGUGUCAUUCUUUUCUAGUUCCAGGCCAAGCAUUUGAACUUCCUGGCCUGAAAGCCCCUUCUACAGCAUUGAUAAGAUCAUAUAAUGCUUUGCAAGGCACUCCUGUCAUAUUUAAGUUGGCUCCUGCAAUUGGCAUUAUCAUAUUUGCUGUCUGGGGUCUUGGACCAGUCCUGCGUCAAAGCAGAAAUUUACUACUUCAUAAGAAUGAUAAUAAUUGGAAAAAAAGUCGUACAUAUUAUGUCAUGACCUCCUAUAUUCAACCUUUGCUGCUGUGGACUUCUGCAACACUUAUAUGCAGAGUGCUAGAUCCUGUAGUUCUGCCCACAGAAGCUAGUCAGGUUGUGAAGCAGAGGCUUUUGCACUUUGUAAGGUCAUUGUCAACUGUGCUGGCCUUCGCUUAUUGUUUAUCAAGUGUGAUUCAACAAGCUCAGAAGUUCUUCAUGGAAUCUAAUGAGCCCAGUGAUACGAGAAAUAUGGGUUUCCAGUUUGCUGGGAAGGCUGUAUAUUCUGCAGUGUGGGUAGCUGCUGUUUCACUUUUCAUGGAGUUGCUGGGUUUCUCUACCCAGAAGUGGCUCACUGCUGGUGGUCUUGGGACAGUAUUGCUGACCCUUGCUGGCCGUGAGAUAUUCACGAAUUUCCUCUCAAGUGCAAUGAUUCAUGCGACACGACCUUUUGUUGUGAAUGAGUGGAUUCAAACAAAGAUUGAAGGCUACGAAGUUUCUGGUACUGUUGAGCAUGUGGGUUGGUGGUCACCAACAAUCGUAAGAGGUGAAGAUCGUGAAGCAGUUCAUAUUCCAAACCACAAGUUCACUGUGAAUGUUGUGAGAAAUCUUAGUCAAAAAACUCAUUGGCGUAUUAAAACCCACCUAGCCAUUAGUCACUUGGAUGCCCAUAAGAUUAAUAAUAUUGUUGCUGAUAUGCGCAAAGUGUUGGCCAAGAAUCCGCAAGUUGAGCAGCAACGAUUGCAUAGAAGGGUUUUUUUGGAUAAUGUCAAUCCUGAAAAUCAGGCUCUCCUGAUUUUGGUAUCCUGUUUUGUGAAGACCUCUCAUCAUGAAGAAUAUUUGUGUGUAAAGGAAGCUAUAUUAUUGGAUCUUCUAAGAGUCAUCAGCCAUCACCGUGCUCGACUUGCUACACCAAUCCGAACAGUGCAGAAAAUAUAUAGUGAUGCUGAUUUGGAUAAUAUUCCAUUUGCAGAUUCUAUCUACAACUGCGGUGGAGUAGCAUCUAACCGUCCUUUAUUGCUGAUCGAACCCUCUUACAAAAUCAAUGGAGAAGAUAAAACAAAAUCCCAAACUCGUCCAGGACGUGGAGCUGGUGACCAGGAAAAUAAGGGUAUGUCACGGUCAACAUCUGAAAGCAAAGGAAAUAUCACAAAGUCAGAUGCCAAGGCCAAAGAAGCACCAAAGUGUGACACUAAGGCGGAUGCUAAAAAUGGUGAAACACCAAAUUUUUAUGCCAAGGGGAAUACAAAAACUGGAACACCAUCCGUGUCUGAUCCAAAGGUAGGUGAUAAAAUGGCUGUAAAAUCGUCAUCCAAGACUUCAAACUCUGCAGAAGCAACAACUUUUGAAUCCAAAGCAGCAGGAUCUGUUUCUGAUGCCACACAAAACAAAAACGUCUCUGAUAAUAAGCAGAAGAGUGUGAAUCCUGGGAAUAUAAGACAAAAUAGUCAGUUUGAUAAUCCUAAAGUUUCCUUAUCAGAAGCUGGUACAGACAAAGCAAGAGGAUUGCAAGAACCUUCCCAAUUCAAACAGGGUGCUGAAAGACAGUCAGUUGCACAGCCAUCAUCACGACCUGCAUUGGAAGAAAAUAUAGUUCUUGGUGUUGCUUUGGAGGGUUCAAAGAGAACUCUUCCCAUCGAGGAUGACUUGGAUUCUCAUUCAGGUUUGGGAGAGGUGAAGGAAAUGGCUGGUGCACGUAGAAAUGGAACUGGGACUCCAACGGGUGAGAAAGAUGGGAAGGAUGGCCAAGCUCCAAUGCCACCACCUAGUGCAUCAUCCGGCGAACAGGGGAAAUCAUCUUAAAUUGAUCUUAGGAGAUUUCCUAAAUGUUUGCUCUGAGCUAACUGAAUAUACUGAGUUCAGGUUACAUUUGUCUCAGAAGUGCACUCCAGUUAUACUGAGUUUCACCUCAUUAUUUAUGCAUCAUAUACAAAUAUACAAUUCCCAAGAGUAUUACAUUGUCAAAUUGGUCAGUUGAUGAUUUGAUGGGUGCUCAAGUCUUGCCCCCUGUGAUUUGUGGCUUGCAAAUUAGCUUUUACACAGUUUUGAAUGUUUGGUCAAAUUUCUGCGACUGUCAUUUUCAUUUUGACCGAUGAACAGGCCAAGACAUUUGCACUAUACAAUCGAGUUGAAUGUUCAAUUUCACUUAUAAACUACACAUUAUUUUGUAAUA
Messenger RNA from Jatropha curcas, 2881 nucleotides. RefSeq names its product MSCS-like 2 (gene MSL2). NCBI's taxonomy places the organism in Eukaryota, Viridiplantae, Streptophyta, Magnoliopsida, Malpighiales, Euphorbiaceae. Gene Ontology annotation, cellular component: membrane. The record is from RefSeq and is a predicted model, not a curated record. Gene Ontology annotation, biological process: transmembrane transport.